AUCAGAGACGAGGGUGUCUUUCUCUCUCUAACAUUUUUUAUCCCGUCGUCUGCGGAGCAGGGAAAUCUGAAGUGACCAUAUUUUUUGGUGCAUUUGAUGGGUUUUGACCAGAGAGAGAGAGAGGAGAGAGGAGAGAGGAGAGAGAGUGAGAGACCUUGUGCUCUUUCUUUUCUUCUCCGUCUAGUGUCAUUUUCCAAGAUAUACUCUCGAGGAUAACCAAACCCAAAGCCUACAACUUAUGGCUUUCUCUCUCUCUUCCUUUUUUCUUUCUUUUUUUUUCUUUCCAUGACUUAUCUCUCUCGCUCUCUUUCUCUCUCGUGAGCAUGUCUGUUUGUUCCAGAAGAUUGCUGUCUUCGUUUGCUUUAGCUCAAUAUCCCUUUUAACUUGUUCCCGCACUCAAUAAUUUGGUCUUCAAAGCACGCUCACACAACAGCAAGCUUUCUUCUUUGUUCUUCAUUAAUUGAGAUAGCUAGCUUUCCAAAUAUUAUUUGGAAGAAAAAAAAAAAAAACCCAAAUCUCCCCCAAAUAUCUUCAAGCUCAAAAGAAAUUACCUCCACCUUUUUCUUUAACUCUUUUCCUCAACUUUCUUCACUCACAAGUUGGAUUUGAGUAGCAGCAGGGAAGCAAAAAAGAGAGGAAAAGAGGGGUAGCUUGCUAGUAUUUGGUUUGGUAAAGUAGUGAAUCAGAAAAUGCCCUUGGAAGGGAUUUUCAUAGAACCCUCUUCAGCCACAACUACGACUAGUUCUUGUCCAAUUCCUGAUCUUUCUCUUCACAUUAGUCCUCCCAACACUUCCUCUAAUUCAUCAUCAAUUUUCAAUACCACCAUUAGUGAAACCCAAAAUCCCAGUACUAGUAAUUCCCAAGCUCACACUGAGCUAUCCCUAGGGCGAUGCUUCACCGGCGGAGCUCACGAGCAAGAACCACCACAAAACCCUUAUCAACAACAAAGUUUUCAUCUUCACCGUUCCAACAGUCAUUUAAGCCACUUAAAUCACGGUGUUUCGCUGCUUGAUGUCUCGUCAUCAGAGGGUUUAAGGCCGAUUAAAGGGAUUCCGGUCUAUCAUCAGAACCGUUCAUUCCCCUUCUUGCCUAUGGACAAUAUGAUCACAAGAGAUCAUCACAAGGAUUCAAGGAUGUGCUUCUACCCAAAACCUCCUCCACCUUCUUCCUAUAACCAUCCUUCUUUUCCUUCAGCUGCCUCAUGCUCCCCUAAUAUGCCGUCUGCGCCUUAUUUCGGAGGAGGAGGAGCCGGCGGUUUUGAUCCCAUGUCGAGAUUUACCAGGUUCUCACCCGUGGAUGUGUUUAAAUCUAACAGUCAACUGCACCACCACCAUCAUCUUCAUCAACUUCAUCAUCACAAUCAGUAUGGUAGUGGAGGGGUUGGACCAAUGUCUGAGGGAUCUCAUCACGGUAUCAUGAGAUCGAGGUUUUUGCCAAAGCUGCCGACAAAGCGGAGUAUGAGAGCUCCGAGGAUGCGAUGGACAAGUACUCUCCAUGCCAGAUUCGUUCAUGCUGUUGAGUUUCUUGGUGGCCAUGAAAGAGCUACUCCGAAGUCAGUUCUUGAGCUCAUGGAUGUCAAGGAUCUCACUCUAGCUCAUGUCAAGAGCCAUUUACAGAUGUAUCGAACUGUUAAGACCACUGACAAGCCUGCAGCUUCUUCAGGGCAAUCGGAUGGAUCUGGCGAGGACGACAUCCUCUCUCCGAUUUGCAGCGCAACGGAUCAGCAUGCCCUACGCAAUACUCAGCAAUUUCCAGAGCAAAGAGGACCGUCCGAUCGGUCUGUGCAACCAGAGGCGGACUACACUUCCAGUACCACUCUUUGGAGUAACUCUUCAAGUAGAGAGGCAUUUCCACAUACUAAUUCUCAUGACAUGGACGGGCAAACACCAGCAGUAUCCUCCCAAUUACAGAAAAUAUCUGGUCAUAAAAUUCAGGAAUGUGAUUCAAACAACCUGAAGAGCUAUCUGGGAUCUAACUUUGAUACCAGACAUCCAAGCUUGGAGUUCACGUUAGGCAGACCGGACUGGAAUGGCAAAGCACAUGAGUGAUUCAGUUUUCUGUCUUUUCAUGGUUUACUUUCUUGGAAUCAAAGUGUUAGAAGAGCUUAAGUUGAGUUAUUUGAGUGGAUAGAAAUUCUUUUAGGACUGUUAUGAGCAGCUAUAUUAUACGUAGCUGCUUCAGUUUCAUAAGUCCUUUAACUGGGCGAACAAGAAAGAGAAGAAAAGGUGUGUAUAGAGGGGAAGAGAAUUCACAUCAAAAUGGUGGAUUGGUUCGCCUCCUCAUUUCGAUUAUGGCUAUGUAUAUCCCAGCCAUCCAUGUCUGACAGAGACUUGGAAUUUUCAGGGUAAAAUCCAGCUUUGGUUCCGUGUAAGGAAUCAUCGUAAGUUCAACGGGAAAAUCGUGAUUUUCCGUGUUAGAUAAGUGAGAGUUUACAACAUCAUACUUGUAAUAGUUGGGAAGGGGUUUCUCAUCAGAAAUGAACAGAGCUUGUAUUUCAUCAGUUUGAAUCUCUAUUGCUGCCCAA
This is a messenger RNA of Pyrus x bretschneideri (Chinese white pear), 2524 nucleotides long. Its product is annotated as transcription repressor KAN1. The record is from RefSeq and is a predicted model, not a curated record. Bases 690 to 2048 code for a protein of 452 amino acids. The transcript has 6 exons. Gene Ontology annotation, biological process: regulation of DNA-templated transcription; abaxial cell fate specification. Gene Ontology annotation, cellular component: nucleus. Gene Ontology annotation, molecular function: transcription cis-regulatory region binding. Lineage: Eukaryota; Viridiplantae; Streptophyta; Magnoliopsida; Rosales; Rosaceae.